Molecule: messenger RNA, 1182 nt
Organism: Myripristis murdjan (pinecone soldierfish)
Lineage: Eukaryota; Metazoa; Chordata; Actinopteri; Holocentriformes; Holocentridae
Product: protein rapunzel-like
Exons: 2
Coding region: 1-1182 (393 amino acids)
Source: RefSeq, a predicted model, not a curated record
AUGACCAGUCCACUGGAGGCGGUGGCCCAGAAAAAGCCGAGCAUUGAGGCAGUGAUGGACAUGCUUGAGAAGGGGCCUGAGGUGCUGGCCAGCGCCGUGGGGGAGCUCCUGCCCCUCUUUGAGGCCGUCGUCCCUGUUCUACGACUGGCCUUGGAAAACAUUCAGAGCAAAGAGGUCUCCUACAUCAAGGAGCAGUUCCUGACUUUGAGGAACAAACUUGAUGUCCUCUCUACCCAACUGGAGGACCUCUACAGGGAGAUGGAAAAGAGCAGACAGGAUUUACAGUACUCAGUUGUGGAGGACGACAUACGGUACCAGUACAAGAUGUUCACCGACAUCCUGAGAGUGAAACAGGAGCUAAAGGGGGAAAAGAAGAAUUUUUUUCUGGAUCAGUUUGUCAAAGCUGGAGGAGAGAAGAAUCUGUUCGUGCUGUAUGAUGCUCUGAUGGGGAACAGCAGCUUUGGAGAGUCUGUGUUAGAUGUGGUGGAAAGAUAUGCAGCAGGGAACCGACGCCUUCUAGAGGACUUCUGUGUUGGGAUGAAGAAGCUCCUCCUGAUGGGCUUGAUUGCUCUGCUGGGCCACUGUGCCCUAAACCAGGGGCCAGACGGAGAAGAGGAGAAAAAACGAGACUGGAGCAUCAAAAUGAAAGAAGUAGAGUUCAAGAUGAAGUCAACCAUAGAGUCGUGUGUGGGAUCCUUCCCAGAGCAUGCAAGAUCGGAUGCUCAGCGCCUCUUCAGAGAGAAGGGAGAAGGGAAUCCUGCAGAUACCGCCCAGGAACUUAAAGAGUUCUUGAAAACCAAGUAUGAUUGGGUCAGCUGGUCAGUGCGACUGAUUAGUGAUUCAGGGAAAUUCUUUGGGAACCAGCGGGCUGGAAAAGACUUCCACCAUGUGUGCGGGCAGAACUGCUUUGAGUUUCCCCCGCUGAGCAACAUGAACCUGGUGGUGUCAUACAGCACCAAACCCCAGCCGGUGCCCCGCGGCCGCAUUCAGCGGGUGAUGGAGGACAAGGCGAAGAAGGGAAAUGCCAAGGCAGUGGCUGAUGUGUUGAAGGAGCAGCUCCACGGGUUUGUGGUCCACGCCAUCAGUCGGCACAAGACCAGCACGGCGGCAUGCAGCUUUCCAGAGGACUGCCACUACUGGGAGAGACACAAGAACAUGGCAGUGUGUGUGCACUCAGAGUGA